AUGCCUUUGACCUCACAGAUGAUGCGAAACUUUUCCCAUCUUUGUGCAAUGAUGCCUUCCCGUGCAGUUACACGAGAACUCAUCGAGAUCUAUUUCUCAGAGGCCAAUUGGUAUCUUGCACUACUAGAAAAGCAUUACUUUGAAAAGCUCUUCAGCUCUUGGUGUGCUAUCAGCGACCAGCCUAGAGAAAUUUCCCAUUUCGAGGGGGUUUCUAGCGAUCUUCUCCAUUUUCCAGCUCUGAUAUUUCAGGUCCUGGCUGUUGCUUUGCAAUUUACCGCUCCCAACAUGCCCUGUAUUCAGGCUUUAGGGAUAGACAGUUUUACUCAACGUGACUUUCUCUCGAAUAAUUUCUCCACUAGAGGGAUGGAAAUCUCGAGCCUUGUGGGAAGACAUGACCCCACAAUUACUGCUGUCCAGAGCGAUCUCAUGAGGUCAUUGUGGCUGAAGAACUCCAGUCGUGGGAGGGAAGCAUGGCAAGUCUUAGGCGGUGCAAUCAGGAUGGCUCAAGAUCUAGGACUCCACCGACAGGCUAAGGUCAUUCAAAAAGUGCAAUCUCCACUAGAAGAAACUCUUGAUCUCUUGUGGUAUGAUGAGUAUAAACGAAGGUUAUGGGUCAAGUUAUAUUCCUGGGAUAGUCAUAUGGCUUUCACUCUUGGCAGACCUCGAGCAAUCAACAGCAGCGACUGUAUAAUACUGCCGCCAUUAGAUCGCGAUAUCCCUGCAGAUCCCUCGAAAACGAUUCCGACGGCUUUAUUCUCCCAUGAGCCUCCAUCAUCCUUCACGCCCCAUCUCUUUCAAUACGCCGUCUGUCAGCAGAUGCAUGAAGCCAUGUCGCUAGGUCUUCAUAGAAGCCACAUUGAAGAUUAUAGUCGGGUCGAGAUUAUUCAUGACCGCAUAAUUUCUUUACUGAACAACUUGCCUCCUGUGCACAGGUUGGCAAACCCCGAUACGUCCUGGGAUUCAACCCAUACACAUAUCCCUAAGCAGCGUCAACAAAUAGCAACAGCGGCGCAUUCAUUCCUCGUGGCCCUGCACAGACCGCAUUCGAAAACCCAUGCGGCUAGUCGUGAUGCCGCAACUCAUUCAGCGCUUUCUAUACUCGAUGCACAAGAACGUCUCUUCGCUCUUAUGGCAAAUCAGUACUCUAAUAUCUACGCUCUCUCCGUCUAUACCGUCGAUGCCUCUAUCUUUCUUUCCGUCACCACCCUUCAAUACCCACCCUCGGAUCCUGCUCUAGCAGAGAUAAUUGAUCGUGCAAUUGAGAAGGCUAGAAGUCGUCUUGAAUUUAUGAAGGAAAGAGUUUCCUUAUCAAAUUCAGCGUUACAGAUUCUAAAACUUUGUCACCUCAAAAAACAGUCCCUGUCACAACUCCAGUUUUAUGCCCCCACGUUUGCGGUUCCUCAAUCCACCCAAAUAGGAGAAACUGCUGCUUCGGGCGCGAUGAGGAUUGAUGGCACAUCAGAUCCCGCGCCAAUAAGUCCUGUACAAGUCCAUAUGCCCAGUACCAUGUCAAAUUUUGAGCCUAGCCAAAUUGACAGUGCGGUUAUGUUUGACGAUUUCAUCAUGUCGGAUUUUGACGUUGAGUCGUGGGUGCAACAGAUGGGACUGAUGAAUGAUCUGGACGAUUAUUGA
This is a messenger RNA of Penicillium malachiteum, 1632 nucleotides long. Its product is annotated as fungal specific transcription factor domain-containing protein. The coding region runs from base 1 to 1632 and encodes 543 amino acids. The record is from RefSeq and is a predicted model, not a curated record. Gene Ontology annotation, molecular function: zinc ion binding; DNA binding. Gene Ontology annotation, biological process: DNA-templated transcription. Lineage: Eukaryota; Fungi; Ascomycota; Eurotiomycetes; Eurotiales; Aspergillaceae. The transcript has 3 exons. Gene Ontology annotation, cellular component: nucleus.